Messenger RNA from Trypanosoma cruzi, 462 nucleotides. RefSeq lists its product as uncharacterized. The transcript has a single exon. The coding region runs from base 1 to 462 and encodes 153 amino acids. The record is from RefSeq and is a predicted model, not a curated record. Lineage: Eukaryota; Euglenozoa; Kinetoplastea; Trypanosomatida; Trypanosomatidae.
AUGGCAAGCGGCCUCCUUCUCCCACUGCGUGAGGCGUUGUUGUGGAGCCUUGUGUUUGUUCUCUGUGGCGCUCCCGUUGCAGAGGCCCACACGGCGGUGUUAACAUUCGCUUUCGGACUCUUGCUGAGCUUGACGAUGCCGAUGGAAUUGAAGGAUAUACGCCAGACGCUACUGGCCGAUGUAAAUGGAACAUCCGCGUUGGAAAAUUUUUUUAAAAAAAGGGAAGGGAAUCGGUUUCGGAUGAUGGAAACACUUUUGCUGCUCACAGCCAUCCUCUCGGGCGCUGUUUUUACGCAACUGGACUGGGACGUGUGGUUUCAGGCUUGGCCAUUUCCUGCCGUGAUGUCAUUUGCUCUGAUGCGUGCACUCCUGCAGCUCGUCGGGCUGCAGCGACGGGCGCAAAGAAAUAUGAUGGAAAACGUAAUCAUUAACGAAAAAGAAGUGGGGCCUCAUGAAUUGUAG